Molecule: messenger RNA, 906 nt
Organism: Saimiri boliviensis boliviensis (Bolivian squirrel monkey)
Lineage: Eukaryota; Metazoa; Chordata; Mammalia; Primates; Cebidae
Gene: PDE6G
Product: phosphodiesterase 6G
Biological process (GO): visual perception; positive regulation of G protein-coupled receptor signaling pathway; positive regulation of epidermal growth factor receptor signaling pathway
Cellular component (GO): photoreceptor outer segment membrane
Molecular function (GO): 3',5'-cyclic-nucleotide phosphodiesterase activity; cGMP binding
Source: RefSeq, a predicted model, not a curated record
ACCGCAGCAGGAAAGAGUCCAGGAGCCAAGGUUGCCGCAGCGUCUCCGUCAGCCUCGCCAUGAACCUGGAGCCGCCCAAGGCUGAGUUCCGGUCGGCCACCAGGGUGGUCGGAGGACCUGUCACCCCCAGGAAAGGGCCCCCCAAAUUUAAACAGCGACAAACCAGGCAGUUCAAGAGCAAGCCCCCCAAGAAGGGCGUCCAAGGGUUUGGGGACGACAUCCCUGGAAUGGAAGGCCUGGGAACAGACAUCACGGUCAUCUGCCCUUGGGAGGCCUUCAACCACCUGGAGCUCCACGAGCUGGCCCAAUAUGGCAUCAUCUAGAUGAGGGUCCCAGAUCCUCCCCACCACUGCCUGCUGUGCUCUGAACCCUGCUCAGGAUUCCUGUUGAGGAGACCCCUCACUAGCCCAGGUGGCACCUGGACACCGGGGUGGGGCUGCGACCUCAGGUCCCUCCCUACAUAUUAGUACCAGUCACCAGUAGCCCACCACCUCCCUCCAGGACGCCCGCUCAGGGGCUGUCAUCCCAAGACACUGGCCCCCUCUCAGUCCUGACAGAGAGGGUUGGCGAGUCUCUGCUCCUAGGGAGAAGGGCAGGUGGCCGCAACCCAGGAGCCUGCUGGACCCAGAUCAUCCCCUCCUCACAGCUGGAAAGCUGGGGCAGGGUCUCCCCAGAGUGCUCCAUACCCCAGCCCCCCCUCCUGCCUGUCUGGGGUGCAGAGAAGCUCCCCCUCUCUGGAGCCCUUCCCAGGUGGGUGCCCUUGGUUUGGACCUGCUGAGUAGCAGGAGUCCAGGGUGUGUCUGGUGAGCAGAUGAGGCCCCAGGCUCAUCGCACCAGGAGGCCAUCCUUCUCAACACAGCCCACCCAUGCCGUCCCUAUUUCAAAAUAAAAUGAGUGUGCCCUCGC